UCCCCCAGCGCGGCUGCGGCCAUGGCGGCGCGGGGCCGCUGCCCCGAGUGCGGCUCGGCGUCGCUGGUGGAGGACGCGCACUACGCGCAGCAGCAGCUGGUCUGCGCCGCCUGCGGCUGCGUCCUGUCCGAGGGGCUGCUCACCACCACCUACACCGACGAGGAGCAUCUGCGGGAGGUCGCCUAUUCCCAGAGCACUGGCCAGAAGGAGCAGCUGAGCCGCUGCCUGCAGCGAGGGAUCCGGCGGGUCCAGGACCUCUGCAAGGUGCUGCAGCUGCCAGCCACCUUCGAGGAGACGGCUGUGUCCUACUUCCAGAGGGCCCUGCAGCUCCCUGCCUUCCACCUGGUCAGCCUGGAGAAGAAGGAGCUGCUGGGGGGCUGCUGUGUGCUGGUGACGUGCCGGCAGCACCGCUGGCCCCUGACCAUGGGCACCGUGUGCUCCCUGCUCUACGCCAAGCAGGAGCUGUUUGCCAGCGUCUUCCUGAGCCUGCAGAAGGAGCUGGGGCUCUCAGUGCCCGCCCUGAGCCUGGCAGACCUGGUGACAACACACCUGAGCAGCUUCCGGCUGGUGCAGCCCACAGCCAGCGUCCCUGCGCCCUUCCUGGAGGACAAGGACAAGCUGCUGGCCAGGACCAUGGCCAUAGUGGAGCUGGCCAGCGAGACGUGGCUGGUGACGGGCCGGCACCCGGUGCCCGUGGUGACGGCCGCGGCGUUCCUGGCCUGGCAGUCGCUGCGGCCCGGCCCGCGCCUCUGCUGCCCCUUGGCACGGUUCUGCCGCCUGGCAGGGGUGGAGCUGCCCCCCCCGGCCCGCCUCAGGCUGAGGGAGCUGCUGGAGAUCCUGCUGGGAAUGGCCUCCCAGCUCUCCUGGCUGCGAGCCUUCCGCCUGGACAAGAAGACGGUGGUGAAGCACAUCGGGGACCUGCUGCAGCACCGGCUGUUCCUGCUGAAACGCGCCUUCAGCCAGCACGACGGGCAGGAGCAGGACGUGGGCCUGGGCUCUGGGAGCCAGGGGUGCCAGGGCUCUGGGAGCCAGGACUGCCUAGGCCAGGAUUCUGUGAGCCUGGGCUCUCUGGAUAAGGAUUCCCCAGGCCAGGGCUCUCUGAGCCAGGGCUCCCUGGAUGAGGGCUCUGUGAAUAAAGAUUCCCCCAGCCAGGGAUGCCCAGGCCGGAAUUCUGUGAGCCUGGGCUCCCUGGAUAAGGAUUCCCCAGGCCAGGACUGCCCAGGCCAGAACUCUGUGAACCAGGGCUGCCUGGGCAAGGACUCUGUGAGCCAGGGCUGCCCAGGACAGGGCUCUGUGGACCCAGGCUCUCUGGAUAAGGACUCCCCAAGCCAGGGCUCCCUGGAUAAGGACUCUGUGAAUAAGGACUCCCCAGGCCAGGACUCUCCCGGCCAGAGCAGCCCAGCUCAGGGCUGUGUGAGCCAGGGCUCCCUGAAUAAGGACUUCCCUGGCCAGAGCUGCCCAGGACAGGGCUCUGUGAGCCAGGGCUCCCUGGAUAAGGACUCCCCUGGCCAGAGCUGCUCAGGACAGGGCUCUGUGAGCCAGGGCUCCCUGAAUAAGGACUCCCCUGGCCCGAGCUGCCCAGGACAGGGCUCUGUGAGCCAGGGCUCCCUGGAUAAGGACUCCCCAAGCCAGAGCUGCCCAGGCCAGGCUCCCCCCACCUCUCCUGCGCUGGCACAGCAGCGGGGCAGUCCCUGGGUGGGGAAGCAGCAGCGUGGGGGCCCCCUGAGGCCCCUGCUGCCCCCCUGCCUCAUCCACCCCAGGAAGAGGCCGCGGGCAGCUCCGAGCGCCGCGGCCGCGGCCGUGACGGGCGACGAGCCCAUCUCAGACAGCGAGAUCGAGCAGUACCUGCGCAGCCCCGAGGAGAUCCGCGCCCUCAGCAGGGCCCAGGCCUGGCUCUGAGGGUGGCCCUGGCCCAGAGGGACGAUUUGGGGACCAGAAGUGUGGACCCCAGCAGGGACAGAGUGACUGUGCUGCAGGGGGCAGGGAAUGAGGCUGUGGGGAGGGAGCUGCGUCCUCCUUAAUGUGCUGGACCAAAAUGGGGCUUUGGAUGGAGUGACUGCUUCAGGUCGUGUUACAUUUCUGUUUUAAGUAAAUAAAAGUGCAGGUGCCAGGUUUUCCAGGGCAGCCUCACCUUGGACUUCUCAUUCUUCAGCAGAAUGACUUUGUGAGGGUCACAAAACUGCAGACCAGGCUGCAUUUGAGCAUGAAGCCUGAGAGAAAUCACAGUAGAUCUUGGCAGAUUGGCAUAUCUUUAAUAUAUUAAACAAAACAUAUCUGCUAGAAACAUUCUAUUCAUAUAAAAAUGCAAAAAGACCCCUUUAAAGACAUUUCUUUGGCAUAUUUCCCUCCCCUCCCCCCGGAUAUUGCAGGAAGCUCUGUUGAUAUGUCAUUCGCUUGUAAACAGACAAAGUGUAAUUAAGAAUACAAAGCUUUUUCUCUAAUACUGUCACAAUGCAGCAAGCAAUAGAACCACGGGGCAUCAGCCAGGCUGGGGAGGCUGCAGGAGCUGCAGCAAGGGUUUAAACUGUGUUAAACACCAGGGACAAUGAAAUAUUUCAACAUUUAACUGGGCAGAGAAGCCGAGGCAGGCAGGGAGUGGCAGGUUAAGCCCAGGGGUGCCCCAGCCCCGUGGGGUGAGUGGUUCCCAGGUGAGACCAGUCCCCACUAAGUGCUUUUUCCUCCCCUGGCUCGUGGCCCUGCCAGCCCCACGACCCCUCGGAGGUAGCUACGUUACAAAACUCAUUUGCAGGCGGGGGAAAGUGAGGCAGGGGAGGCUGGAAAGGGCAGGGGAGGCACCAGGCUCCCACCUUCCUUCUCUGCUUUGCUGCAGCCUCUCUGCAGCCUGGCUGUUUUACCUGUGUGCUGGGAAAAAGGGGAGAUUUGUUUUUCAAUGGGAACAAUAAGUGCUUAUCCAGGUUCCAGCCCUUUGACAGUCCAAGGAAGGGCUCGAAUUCCUUGGCAUCAUUCUCUUGCAUUCCCAGGAAUGGUCCCUGCUCCCCAGAAUGGUCUCUGCCUUCUUAAGAGCAAACCUAGGUAUUUUGUGAGCUUGAAGCCUGGAUUAAGGACACAGAGCUGCUCUGGGCCUCUCUCACAUCUUGGUUCUUUGGUGCUUUGGCACAGAGGGUCAGUCCUGGCAGCAGCAAGGUCUGCCAGCCCACCCCAGUGCAUGGCUUGAGCCUCUGAGGGCCUGGGAGCAUUUUCUGACCGAAUUUAGUGUCUGGAGCCUUUUCUGGCCCUUAUUUUAGUGUCUGGCAUUAAAGCAGUGCAGACAAUCACCUCACCUCGGAGCUGAGGCUCCUCUUACCUUGUGCUUGGCUUUGCAAUAUGGCUUUGGCAGCAGGCAGCCCGCGCAGCUGGCACAGCUGGGGACGUUCCAGAGGGAGCAGCUGCCCUCCAGAGGCAGCGUGCUCAGGCUGGGGCUGCGCUGCCUGGACGUGAAGGGCACUUGGAGUGGUCCCUCGGCGGGAAUAUUGCAGUCGUGGCACGGGAGGGGGCCCUCGUGCCACCUACGGCUCUGUCUAUACAUAUAUACAUUCAAUAAUAUAGCUUUGAAAAAUAGACGUUUCCUCUGUAGAAUAUAAAAUAGCAUUUAGGAUCAAUCUCAAGUGACAUGCGGGAGUGAUUAAAGCACGGCUGCAAUUCCGCCACCGCGGCGGGAAGCUCCGAGCCUCCUCGGGGAGAUGGGUGGGCCCGGCAUCGUGCUGUGCCCGGGGGCACCGGAGCCCCCGGCCGUGCCGCCCAUCCCCGCUAGUGCACCGGGUGAUGCUCCCCGAGGAAAACGCUGCGGCCGUCGGUCCUUCGCCACCCUCA
This is a messenger RNA of Passer montanus (Eurasian tree sparrow), 3810 nucleotides long. RefSeq names its product BRF2 RNA polymerase III transcription initiation factor subunit (gene BRF2). Gene Ontology annotation, molecular function: RNA polymerase II general transcription initiation factor activity; TBP-class protein binding. The transcript has 4 exons. The record is from RefSeq and is a predicted model, not a curated record. Gene Ontology annotation, biological process: transcription preinitiation complex assembly; transcription initiation at RNA polymerase II promoter. Lineage: Eukaryota; Metazoa; Chordata; Aves; Passeriformes; Passeridae. The coding region runs from base 22 to 1899 and encodes 625 amino acids. Gene Ontology annotation, cellular component: transcription preinitiation complex; nucleus.